UACAGCGGGUUUGCUGGUUGGUGUUCUGCUUUCCGGAUGUGUUUUCUCGUUGUCCCUGACUGGGAGAUGUCAGGCCGAGGCAAACAGGGCGGUAAGGCGCGCGCCAAAGCGAAGUCACGCUCUUCGCGCGCGGGUUUGCAGUUUCCUGUGGGCCGAGUGCAUCGGCUGCUCCGUAAGGGUAACUAUUCUGAGCGUGUGGGUGCUGGCGCGCCUGUCUAUCUGGCAGCCGUGUUGGAGUACCUGACGGCUGAGAUCCUGGAGCUGGCGGGCAACGCGGCGCGUGAUAACAAGAAGACGCGUAUUAUCCCACGUCAUCUGCAGUUAGCCAUCCGUAACGACGAAGAGCUCAACAAGCUGCUGGGUCGCGUGACUAUCGCGCAGGGCGGUGUCCUGCCCAAUAUCCAGGCCGUGCUGCUGCCCAAGAAAACGGAGAGUCACCACAAGGCCAAGGGCAAGUGAGGCGGCGGAGGCGGGCCAGAAACGGUCGUGCUCCCCGGAGGCCCCCUGACACCAAAGGCUCUUUUCAGAGCCACCCACAGUGUCUAGAAAAGAGCCGUACUGGUCAAGGGCUGUCUUUCGCAGCGCGUUUCUGUGCGAAUCUGAGCAAGGCUGGGCUUGUGGGAAAUCGAAUACUAGAGACAUGAUUUGGGUGCGUAUAGGGGCUCAGUGGGCUGUGCGUUGGUUUGCAGUAGGGAAUGUCUGAUUUUCUCUUGAAUCUCGCCCCCAAGGUCAUGGAGUUUUAAUCCCACUCAUUUUUUAAGAAUUUGCUAUUACCGGUGACAAGCUACUUUUGACUCCGGGAAGUCAUUAGUGUGACAUUCAGACGCCAAGUACGGACUGUUUUCUUAUCCCAGGAGAAAUCCAUACAUUGAACUGGUAUUGAAAGUAUUUAAUAUUAGGAGGAAAUCUGCCAUUUGAGGUUCUGAUAGAUAAACAUGAUUUCCAUCUUAAAAGGUAUGAAUGCGUGAGUUAGAUUUUUAGAGAACGUGAGAUCAGAAUUGUCUAUUGUAUUGUGAAUUCUAAGGUCUUGGGAAGGGUAUGUCUUGCUAGGUGCAUUUCCAGCAUUUGAAAUGUAUCAGUUUACAUUUUGAAAAUAGGUGCACAUUUUUAAAGGAAAUCUUAUUGUAUAUAGAAUAUUUAUUUAAAGGAGUUUAAAUUACUAUAUUUGGGUUGGCUAAACGUUAAUAAGAGAUCUUAAACUGAUAAAGUAAAAAUAAUUAGUACAUUGAAUUUGAUAAAAUUACUUUUGUGAAUUCAGUAAAUUUAAAAUGAACGGUGUUAGGACCAGAUUAAGUAAUAUACAUGUGGAUAUUUCGAAAGAUGAUUGUUUAUGAAUUCCACAUGCUGUUACAAAUAAGGGGUGGAGUGUCCCAGAUAUACUUCUGCAAAGUCUACUGAGAAGUGAAGUUGUUAAUAGCACUUACUUCAUGGGGUUAAGGGAUUAAAUGAGUAAAUCCAUAGUAAUCCCCAUGUUUAAAAAUCUCCAGCACACUAUGAGUUUAAUAAAUGUUAUUCCUGUUGUCA
This is a messenger RNA of Bubalus bubalis (water buffalo), 1524 nucleotides long. RefSeq names its product histone H2A type 3. The transcript has a single exon. The record is from RefSeq and is a predicted model, not a curated record. NCBI's taxonomy places the organism in Eukaryota, Metazoa, Chordata, Mammalia, Artiodactyla, Bovidae. Gene Ontology annotation, molecular function: DNA binding; structural constituent of chromatin; protein heterodimerization activity. Gene Ontology annotation, cellular component: nucleosome. The coding region runs from base 37 to 459 and encodes 140 amino acids.